GUAUUUGGAAGCCAACGGUGCCUCACAGGUGUGCGAGUGCAAGCUUUGGUUUACUCUAUAUAGACAGAUCUACACAGAUCGCGUGUGAGACAUACGCCUGGAUACGCCAAAUUGGAUUAACACACACAUACGCCCCCACACACACAACUGUAUACAACUCACGCUUAAAAUCGAUCGCAAAGGAUUAUUACUAUGUGCAUUAGCAAUUAAGUGGAAAGUGCAAAAGAAGUCAAUUCAAAUUCAGAAAGAAGAGUUCUCGUGAUAUACAAAAGUGAUAAAUAUAUAUACAUAACAUAUAACUGUACAAUUUGUGCAACAUCAUGUGGAAGUACAUUUGUGCCCUGAUCUUCUUGAGCGUCUGCUGCAACGCGGGACCACUCAAUCAACAGAGGAAGAAUAUGCCCAUAAAGGCACGCGAGGAUAGCGUUGUAAUGUCUCAGGAAUCCCAGACACAGACGGAGACGGAGUCAGAAGUGCAAACGGAAGCGGAAGCAGCUGCUCCCUUGGUGGGCACUUUGACGUUGCCCAGCAAUGCCACUUCGAUCAGAGCGGACAUCACGGAUAGUUUUUCGUGUGCCAACAAAUCGUAUGGCUACUAUGCUGAUGUGGAGAACGAUUGUCAGAUCUUCCAUGUCUGUCUGCCAGUGACUUACGCUGAUGGCAAGGAGAACACCUUCCGCUGGAGCUUCAUCUGCCCCGAGGAGACCAUCUUCAGUCAGGAAUCGUUCACUUGCAUGCGUCGCGAGGACAUGACCAUCGAGUGUGAGGAAAGCUACAGAUACUACGAGCUGAACAGCAACUUUGGCGUCUCCACCGAAGAAGAGAAACAACCCGCAGCUUCGGCCGUAGAGAGCGAGCAGAUCGAUCAGCAACCCGAGCAGAGCGAAGCUCCUGCUGCGCCUGCCGAGCCCGCGCCCGAACCCGUCGUGGAACCCGCCAAGCCCGUGAAGGUGCAAAAGCCCAAGCCAAAGCCAAAUCGUCGUAAACCCGCUGUCACCUACAACAAACCCCAGAGGAAAGCACCUGUUCCUGCCACGUCAGCACCUGUCGUUGAGCCUGUUGAGGCAGUUGAACCCGAGCCUGUCGCUGUUGUUGUUGCUCCUUUGGCAGCCAAGCCAAAGCCACAGCGUUUCAAUGCCAGACCCAACAAAGAGAAACCUCAGACCCAGAAGCCUGCCGCCCCCAUUCGCAACGAACUCUUCAAUGCCAUCCGCAAGCGUCCCGCCAUCUUCAACAAGCCCACCACAAAGCCAGUGGAGGAGAGCGAAGCAGCUGUCACCGAGGCCAUCCAAGCUCAAGCGGAGCUGAGUGAACCACAGCCCACUUUGAAGCUGCAGACCAUGUUUGUGGACACGGCUCCAGUUGUUCCUGUGCAGGUUGUAGAAGAACCUGUGCCUGAAGCCUCUGAACCUGUGGUGGCCAUUCCAGAGCCAGAGCCAAUUAAGUCUGAGAUAGUAGCUGAGCAGGAUGCCCCAAUUAAGAUGGAACUAAAUGAAGUGCAACCCGUUGAAGCCUUCGAGGAAAUUCCUGCUGUGAUUGCCGAGACUUUGGAGGAAAAGCCACAAGAGAUUGAACAGCCAGUGGAACAGCCAGCGAAGGAGCAGCAGCCAGCUGAGUUGCCAGUAGAGCAACCAGCUGAGAUUCUAGUAGAGCAGCCAGCUCAGCAGCCAGAGGAGCUGCCAAUAGAGACAGAGGAAAAGCCAGAAGUCCAACAGUCAGCAGAGCAGCCAAUAGAGCAACCAUCACAGUCAGAAAUCAGUCAAACCAUCGCAGAAGAGCCCAAGUUCGAAGCAGCUCCUGCUAUUGUGGAGCCCAGCAACUCCAACGAGGAAGCCCUGAAUAACAUUGAAGUUUUGGAGGCAGCCAAGCCAGCUGAUGCGCCCGAGAGUCUGCCCGCAACCCCAGAGAUGGCUCAACCAAGUCCUUUGGUGGAAGAGAUGCUGGACAACAGCGGCAACAUUGAUGAGAGCAUGAAGCAAACAGCUGGUGGCUUCAAGCCUGUGGAUCCUGUUAUGGCCGCUGAGGCAGAGCAGUUGAUUACCGAUUUUCUGAAUACGCUGCGCAAGCAUGAGGAGAAAACUGAGACUGAGUUGGCCAGCGCUGCCAUGGACAUGGCCGAAACCAUCGAGCAGCAGCCACAAGCACAAGAGAGCGAAGUGAAGCCAGAGACAGAGUUGCUUAAGACACCUGAGGAGCAGGCAGACAAUGUUUCUAUUGAGGAGCAAAAGCUGCCAGAGCCAGAGAUUAUUGACAAAAACGCUUCCGUUGAGGAACAACUGCUGGAAGGAGACACCGAGCCAGAACCACAACCCAAACUGAAACUGACGCAGGACUCUCCUAUUUACAACAUUAUGCAACUGAAUCAUCUGCCCGCUGACUAUCAAAUUCCAGUGCAAGUGGUCUCGAUGCCAGAGCCAGUAGAGGAGCCAGCGUCAGAGACGGCCCAAGAAGUGAUUCAGGAGACAGCACCUCAAUUGCCAGCUGAGCCAGAGCAGAAGCCAGUGGAAACUGAGCCUCAGAUGAGCUUGGCCACAGCUGCCUAUAUGCCACCCAUCAGCAUCGAUGACAUUGUGGAGCUCGUCAAGGAGCGUCUCGAUCAGAAUCCCAAGAACGAGCAGCUUGCGCCCAUGGAACUGAUCCUCACACCAGGUGCUGCAGCUCCUAUGGCAUUGAUUCAGAGCAACACUCCCGUAGCUGAACCCGAGCCUGAACCCGCGUCGAGUGCUGAACAAGAGGAAGUUAUCCUACCUAUUUACAAACGCAUUUCCAUCGCUGAGCCCAGCAUGUCCAAGGUGCAGACGGCGCCCGUGACUGUCAGCAAGGUGGAGGAGCCAGAGCAACAGUCGGAUGAGCUUAAAACCCAAACCAAAAUGGAUGCACGCAAGCGUCGUUUUCUGUUUCGUGCUGAUGCCAGCUAAGGAGCCAACUUCUUUCUUUGUGAGUUCUCCUCAAAGCACUACAAAAAACCCGCCCACAUCGCCCACAUCAAAAGCACAAAACCAUUAAGCCGAGGUCCAGUCUAAUCCCGGAGGCAACUCCCAACUACUCGACUGUCCAAUUGACUCUUCGGCUGUCCCACUCAUUUGCACCUAGGCAAACUUUAAUGACUAUUUUUUUGAUUUUCUAGUUUUAUGGCCAUUUCUGCACUUCUCAAAAAAGCGCACACGAGAGUUGAAAUUUUAAGUUUAGCAUUGUUGUAUCCUUUUGCGUUAAACAAACAAACAAACAAAUACAAAACAAAAAAAUUGAAAAAAACUUUUAAAUAAAAAUCU
Messenger RNA from Drosophila nasuta, 3272 nucleotides. RefSeq names its product fibrous sheath CABYR-binding protein. Lineage: Eukaryota; Metazoa; Arthropoda; Insecta; Diptera; Drosophilidae. Gene Ontology annotation, cellular component: extracellular region. Bases 321 to 2918 code for a protein of 865 amino acids. Gene Ontology annotation, molecular function: chitin binding. The transcript has 6 exons. The record is from RefSeq and is a predicted model, not a curated record.